AUGGCGGCCGGACGGGAGCGAGCGGCUCGCCUGCUGCGGCAGCUGCAGCUGGCAUCAUGUCGGUGCCCAAGCCAUUCCCACACUUAUUCCCAAGUCCCUGAGCAGCCUACCCCGGGCAGUACAGACUAUGCAUUUGAGAUGGCCAUCUCAAACAUCCGCUAUGGAGAAGGAGUUACUAAAGAGAUUGGCAUGGACCUGCAGAAUCUCGGUGCUAGAAGAGUUUGCCUGAUGACAGAUAAAAACCUCUGCCAGCUCCCUCCUGUAAAAGCAGUGUUGGAUUCCCUGGCAAAGCAUGGCAUAAACUUUCAGAUGUAUGACAACGUCCGGGUGGAACCGACGGACCAAAGUUUCCUGGACGCCAUUGAAUUUGCUAAAAAGGGAGAGUUCGAUGCCUACGUCGCCGUUGGAGGUGGCUCUGUGAUGGACACCUGCAAAGCUGCCAACCUGUAUGCAGCCAGCCCUGCAUCAGACUUCCUGGAUUAUGUCAAUGCUCCCAUUGGGAAGGGGAAGCCUGUCACUGUGCCCCUCAAGCCUCUCAUUGCAGUUCCUACCACAGCUGGAACUGGAAGUGAAACCACUGGUGUAGCCAUUUUUGACUUCAAACAACUCAAAGUGAAAACUGGAAUUGCUUCAAAAGCCAUUAAGCCAACAUUAGGCAUCGUGGAUCCUUUGCACACUCUGUCCAUGCCUGAGAGGGUGGUGGCCAACAGUGGCUUUGAUGUGCUUUGCCAUGCUCUGGAGUCCUACACUGCCCUGCCCUACAACCAGCGCAGCCCCUGCCCUCCAAACCCCCUCAGCCGACCAACUUACCAGGGCAGCAACCCCAUCAGCGACGUCUGGGCUCUGCAUGCUCUGCACAUUGUGGCCAAAUACUUGAAAAGAGCCAUCAAAGACCCUGAAGACCGUGAAGCAAGAGCCAGGAUGCACCUAGCAAGUGCCUUUGCUGGCAUUGGCUUUGGCAAUGCUGGUGUUCACCUCUGCCAUGGAAUGUCCUACCCAAUUUCUGGUUUGGUGAAAACCUACAAGGCAAAGGAUUACAAUGUGGAUCACUCUCUAGUGCCACAUGGCCUCUCAGUGGUGCUGACCUCCCCAGCAGUGUUUGCUUUCACAGCACAGGUCCAUCCUGAACGACACUUGGAGGCUGCUGAGAUACUGGGAGCUGACAUCCGCACUGCCAGAGUCAAAGAGGCAGGGCUGAUUUUGGCAGACACGCUGCGGAAAUUCCUGUUUGAUCUGAAUGUUGAUGAUGGCUUAGCUGCACUCGGCUACUCCACAGCAGACAUCCCUGCCUUGGUCCAAGGCACACUGCCCCAGGAGAGAGUGACUAAGCUAUCCCCACGUCCCCAAACAGAAGAAGACUUAGCUGCCCUCUUCGAGGCUUCCAUGAAGCUUUAUUAGCUUCACUAUUCUGAUCUGAAAAGCAUUCUCUGUUCUGCACCAAGGUGAUGUUGUAGAGCUAUGGGGCUGAGCUUGUUUGGAGGAUGGAAGCACUUGGGUGCCUUUGACUCAUGUCCAUUGCACGCUGCUGAAAGGUUAA
Molecule: messenger RNA, 1537 nt
Organism: Indicator indicator
Lineage: Eukaryota; Metazoa; Chordata; Aves; Piciformes; Indicatoridae
Gene: ADHFE1
Product: alcohol dehydrogenase iron containing 1
Exons: 14
Coding region: 1-1398 (465 amino acids)
Cellular component (GO): mitochondrion
Molecular function (GO): metal ion binding; alcohol dehydrogenase (NAD+) activity
Source: RefSeq, a predicted model, not a curated record